AUGUGCGUGGCCACGGUGCCCGAUGCUUCAAAAUACGUCAUGCUCGAUCGCGAGUACGAAGAGUCGUCCCGCGAUGGUCUUCGUUACAAGCAGAACAGUCUGUCCGAGACGCACGUCUUCGAUGUUCGCGAUGAGCGCGGCGCACUAUCGGAGCGCAUGCAGCAGGUGCGCAAGUGGCAGAAGCAGAUGCGGCAGAAGUUUGAUAACAAGGGUGGCCAGGUGCCAGUCAAACAUCGUGAGGCAUCUGUGGCCGUGCGCCCCAGCUGGAAGGUGCUGGAGGAGAUGGACUUCCCACGCCUCUUCAAGCUCUCUCUGCCGGCCGUCGGGGAGGGCCACGACGUAUACCGGUGCGGAGCAGUCGAGUUCUACGACAAGGCCUACAACCUGGUCACGUGCAAGAACGAGCGACCCCUGCAGCGCAUCAACCGCAUCUUCCACAAGGUCACCACCACUGACGACCCCAUCAUCCGGCAGCGCGCAUUGUGUGACACCUCCUGUCUUUUGUUGGCCGCCCUUUGCAGUUACCGAAUAAACACGAACCUGAGUUCCCGAGUGGGCCACCUGAACCCGGCUUGGAACGAACCGAACCCCGAUCUCUAUGAGCAGUUCCUGAAGGCCAUGAAGCUGACAGGCGAAGAGUUCCUAGAACGCGUGCGCUUUUAUGCUACAGCAUGGUUGCCUGCCCGGGAGCUUGUCCUAAAUGCUCUGCAGCAGCGACAAAAGGUUGGCGAUGCGGGCUCCAUCAUGAUAAUGGAGCGUGGCGGCUGCCCUUGGAAGGACCACCUGCUGACCCUCGAGGAGGAGCUGUCCAUCCCGGGCGAGGUCAAGAUGGUCCUGUACCAGGACCAAGACGGCAGCAGCUGGCGGGUGCAGGGCGUGCCGGUGGCGCUGGGCUCCUUCGAGUGCCGGGUGCACCUUCCCGAGAAGUGGCGAGGUCUGCGGGACGAGGAGCUCUCGCGGGUGAGCGGAAUCGACGGCUGCGUCUUCGUCCACUCCAGUGGCUUCAUAGGUGGCAACAAGACGAAGGAAGGCGCCCUUGAGAUGGCCACGCGGACCAUCAAGGGCAACGUAUAGCCACAAGGCAUUGUCCAGGGCUAUGUGGUUCAAGGCGAUGUUGGCCGUGGCGACGAGGGCGAAGCCGACGAUCACGAAAGUGAUCUCGAAGAUGUGGUCCUGUUCGAAUAAAUUAAGCU
Messenger RNA from Rhipicephalus sanguineus (brown dog tick), 1193 nucleotides. RefSeq lists its product as uncharacterized. The transcript has 7 exons. Gene Ontology annotation, molecular function: translation initiation factor activity. Bases 1 to 1074 code for a protein of 357 amino acids. Gene Ontology annotation, cellular component: cytoplasm; eukaryotic translation initiation factor 3 complex; nucleus. The record is from RefSeq and is a predicted model, not a curated record. Lineage: Eukaryota; Metazoa; Arthropoda; Arachnida; Ixodida; Ixodidae.